This is a messenger RNA of Lycium ferocissimum, 1441 nucleotides long. RefSeq names its product secretory carrier-associated membrane protein 1-like. Gene Ontology annotation, cellular component: recycling endosome membrane; trans-Golgi network membrane. NCBI's taxonomy places the organism in Eukaryota, Viridiplantae, Streptophyta, Magnoliopsida, Solanales, Solanaceae. Bases 231 to 1154 code for a protein of 307 amino acids. The record is from RefSeq and is a predicted model, not a curated record. Gene Ontology annotation, biological process: protein transport. The transcript has 13 exons.
UUUCACAGGAAUUUGAUAAAGCAAAAUAUAUACUAUUACGUAAUAAAUAAAUAAAGGUCUUAAAAGGGUACAUAAAUCUCUACAGCACGUCUAUUCAUUUGUGAUAAAUACAUAAAGGAUCUAUAACGCUCUAAAUUUAAACCCCAUUUUCAAGAUUUACCUUCAACCCCAUUUUCAAGAUCUGUCACAUAUAUAUAUUUUUUUUUGUGUACUUACAUUUCUAUUUGGUCAUGGCUGGACAUUAUUACAAUGAUAAUCCUUUUGAUGAAGAACAACAAGAUAACCCCUUUCAGGACCAAGGGGCUCGAGGAAAUCAAUCAAGUUAUGGUAGCGGUGCAUUUUUUAUGACGAAUCCUGCAAGUGUUCCUCCUGCUAUAAAUUCGAGGCUUUCACCUCUUCCUCAUGAACCUGCUGACUAUGAUCGUGGUGCAACAGUUGAUAUCCCUCUCGAUAAUUCAAAGGAUCAGAAGAAUAAAGAGAAAGAACUCCAAGCUAAAGAAGCUGAACUGAAAAAAAGAGAACAGGAUCUGAAAAGGAGGGAAGAUGCUAUAGCAAGAGCUGGAGUUGUCAUAGAGGAAAAGAAUUGGCCACCUUUCUUCCCUAUCAUUCAUCAUGAUAUUGCAAAUGAAAUUCCAGUCCAUCUACAGCAGUUGCAGUAUGUUGCAUUUUUUACAUUGUUGGGUUUGGCAAGCUGUCUUCUAUGGAACCUUAUUGCAGUUACCUCCGCUUGGAUCAAAGGACAAGGUAUAACUAUUUGGCUUCUUGCUAUUAUCUACUUAAUAUCCGGUGUCCCAGGAGCCUAUGUGUUGUGGUAUCGUCCUCUAUAUCGUGCAAUGAGGACGGAUAGUGCACUGAAGUUCGGAUGGUUCUUCUUAACAUAUCUCUUUCACAUUGGAUUCUGCAUCAUUGCUGCUGUGGCACCUCCGAUCUUCUUCAAGGGAAAAUCUUUAGCUGGUAUCUUGCCCGCAAUUGAUCUCUUAGGCUGGAGUGGUUUGGUUGGGGUAUUCUACUUCAUCGGGUUUGCAUUCUUCUGUCUUGAAUCACUGGUCAGCAUAUGGGUUAUUCAGCAAGUGUACAUGUAUUUCCGAGGAAGUGGCAAAGCUGCUGAGAUGAAGAAAGAGGCUGCAAGAUCGACAAUGAUGGCAGCACUAUGACAAUAUAGGAGCAAAGGCAGGCAGUUUUUGAGCUGUUGAAUUCUUUGAUUACUUUCUUCUCACACCAUAUAUCACACUCGAGUGCUGGAGAUGUGAUUUCUGAAGUACAUAGUUGAUGUCAGAGCCGACUAUACGGAUAAUGUAUUAGUACUAGUACGCAUUGUCGCAAGCUUUACCAGAAAAUUGAUGUUUAACACAUUUCCUAUCUGUCUCUGGGGAUCUUCUUCUGCAUGCUCUUAGAAGAACAUAACCAUAUGCAAAUAUACAAAAAUCAUUGAACUGCUCUA